ACCAAGACUUCAACACUUCGGUGGACAAAGCGUUCGGGGAAUCCGUGAAUCUGUUACGCGCUCGGGAGGAUAGCGUGUCAGAAAAAGUUUCGUCCAAGAUUUCUAGAAGAAACCAUUGACCAUGGCCUUGACGUUGGGGAUGGAUAUCCCCUACUACGCCACGGUGCUGGGCUCCUUGGCGGCGUUUCUUCUGACGUACAGACUACUCAGCCCUUGGAUCCUGCACAGACUGUUCCCGUCCUACUACACCGCGCAACCAGAUAGUGCCAAACCUCAGCUGCACGAAGCAACAAUGGCAGCAUGCUCCUCAAUAGUGGUGGGCAUCUGGGCAUGUUCAGUCUACUUUUUGAACGACAAUGUCAAAGGUAACCUCAUAAGGUACGAUGCCCCCAGUGUCCGAUACAACUGUGCAAUCUUCUUGGGUUACGCCAUGGCAGAUUCCUCAUUGAUGGCGAUUUACCCUCAGACGGGCGGCUUGCUGUACCACAUACACCACGCCGUCUCUCUCUUCGUCGGAUAUGUCGGGGUUUUCUACAGUUGUUUUCCCUACCAUACAAACAUAGGCAUGAUGAUGGAGCUAUCCAGCCCAUUUUUGAACCUCAGGUGUAUCCUCAAUGACCUUAAAUACCCCACAAAAUCUAUGUCCUACUUCUGGAACGGGGCCGCCUUUUUACUCUCCUUCUUCUUGGUCCGCGUCGUGUCCAUGGGCGGGUACUGGUACAACAUGAGCCUCGCUGCCAGGGAGGACGACUUCUACCAACUACAGAUCCCCGUCUACAUUUGCUACCUCGGCGGUGGGGUCGUCUUUUCUUUACUGAACGCCUACUGGUUCUCGCUGCUGUGCAAGGAGGCGUACAGGGUAUUAAUUGAGAAGAAAGCCGACUGAUAGAAUAAUCACAGUAUAUCUACUCUCAAAGCAAAGGUUAGGCUCCGGCUGUUUUGACGCUUUUUAGACGUUUUUAUUGGGCGUUCUGUUUUUUAACGGUUUUCUUGAUGUCUAGGCCGGCAGUCGUCAAGAAAGCCUCAUAAAAACGUCAAAAACAGCCGGAGCCUAACCUUUGCUUGGAGAGUAGGGUAUAUCGUCUUCACCGAAGCCAUUUGGUAGAAUCAUUCCAUACCUAGCGUAAGUCGUCUCCAGGCAGACGUAGGGACUGCUUUAUUUUCGCCUGUUUUUACAGUGUCUUACUGCAAAGAGAUUUUCCUCUACCCCAUGUAGACGUAACAUCUGCUCGGAGAUAAGCUAUACGGGCAGUCAUAGGUGCGUUUGCUGAGUGCCGAUUUGCUGUUGCCUUAAAUAAGAUUCAGCUUUGUUCUGCAGUUGAUUGCGCAGACUCAAGCUGAACAGUUUGAUAGGAUCUCAGGCUAGAUUUGAUGAUGUGCCUUUUGAAUCUUGUUUUUGUGGAGAGCCGUACACAGAAAGCGGUUGUUCGUAGCAAACAUUGCAUCCAAUCUUCCAGCUUUGCCAAUAGUGCUUCCUCUUUAGAGCUAUUUACCAGAAGAUGAAGGAAAAACAAAAAAAUGUACGCAUAUUGAGAACGACUAAAAGAUAAUAUUUUGAUCAAUUUUACAUAGUGUUUCGUGGAUAUGUUGUGGUUAUUUUACUGCUUUUUCGAUCAGUUCAUGUCACACUAAAAUCCUCUGUGAGUACAGAAAGGCAGCACCCCUACCUCAUUUUGAAAAACUAUUUUGCUGCUAUAUGUCGUCUGCCAUAAUACGUAAUCUCUCAUGCCAAAGCGCACAUUUUGCCAAAUACAUGUACCAAUGCACAGACGAUCUAUGUUAUGGAUCACACGACUUAACCACAUACCCAGUUUUCGUAGCCUGGUCAUUCAGGUAUUAUAGCUCCCGUCUCUUCUGUCCUUUAGGCUAUGAUACGGCUGGAUACCAAGCUACAGUUUUGAUAUGCAUAGAGUUCGAAGUCCUUACAUGCUAUGCACAACUAUUUAUAUGCGUUCAUAUUAAUUGCCAAAUGAUUGAUUGAAAUUAUGUGUUGCAUAUCUGCACGCUGUCAUUAUAUUAUUAGUUGUGACAAUUAUUUCUCUUCCAUUCGAUUUUGAAGGGAAGUAAAAAAUGCAAACAAUGCAAAUGAUCAUUUAAGACGUCAUGAACAUGUUUUUAUUCCAAAUAUGAAAUCAAAUUUUUACCAACAAUUAUUCUACCCAGCAAAAUAGUAAUGGUGAUGUAAGUUCUUCCAUAAUCACAGUUGACAUAUAAAUGUCCUUAAUUAGUUACAUUUACUGUAAGAAUGUAUGUUCAUCCGUGUACACUUUGUCACCUUAGAACAGCUAGCUCCGUGGAUGGAAGAAAUACAAACGGUGUGAUUGUCAUGACAACAAUGAACUUACAAUAAAUCAUUUUAUGAAACCA
Molecule: messenger RNA, 2367 nt
Organism: Branchiostoma floridae (Florida lancelet)
Lineage: Eukaryota; Metazoa; Chordata; Leptocardii; Amphioxiformes; Branchiostomatidae
Product: TLC domain-containing protein 4-B-like
Exons: 9
Coding region: 122-886 (254 amino acids)
Biological process (GO): lipid homeostasis
Cellular component (GO): endoplasmic reticulum; membrane
Source: RefSeq, a predicted model, not a curated record